Messenger RNA from Salmo salar (Atlantic salmon), 6621 nucleotides. The record is from RefSeq and is a predicted model, not a curated record. NCBI's taxonomy places the organism in Eukaryota, Metazoa, Chordata, Actinopteri, Salmoniformes, Salmonidae.
GGUACUGGUGCUCGAAGACCCGCCCUCCCACGUUCCCAUUGAGCCAGUUUAGGGAUCAGAUCUGUUUUAUUUUUUAUAUAAAAGUUGUUUGAGUUAGUUUAGUUCAUUUAUUUAUUUUUUGAUAGUUUGGUAGUUGUUUUGGUAUUUUGUUCCUUUUUUGGGAAUCUUGUUUGCAUCCCGCACAGUAGGUGGCCGAAUGCACAUUAAAUUGUGCGAUCGCUAAUAUAACAUAGAAGAACUACAAUAACUACAGUAAGUACAAUGUAUGGUUCUGAAUCACAAUUCGAAAGUAACGCGUACCAAAUUCACCACGUGAAUGGUGUGCUUGGUAUGAUGAUUUCCACCUUUUAAUCGGUUGAUUGUAGUGUAAACGGUUUCGGGUUUCUGCAACAAAUACUUUUUUGUUGAAAUCGAAAGUAAAUCUUUUGAAUGACGCAGAGGAUCUGACUGCUAAACUACCAGGCGGAGGACAUGCUGCUGGGUGUUGGCAUCUAAGGUGUGACCCACUGCCUCUAAAAGGAGUCUCUCUGGGGAGAGAGAGGAGGGGACCACUGCCUCUAAAAUGAGCCGCCCUGGGGAGAAAAAGGAGGGGACCACUGCCUCUAAAAUGAGCCACCCUGGGAAGAAAAAGGAGGGGACCACUGCCUCUAAAAUGAGCCACCCUGGGAAGAAAAAGGAGGGGACCACUGCCUCUAAAAUGAGCCUCCCUCAAGACAUCAGGUCUGAGAGUGUCCAGCAGCACCGAGCAGAGUCACCUACACCCAGCCUGUUAUCAAUGAAGAGUGACAACUCAAUGUUUCUUCCACCUACUUUCAACCAGGAAACACAAACAGUUGACAAAGGAGUCAGAAAGAGAGCAGAGUCACCUACAUCCAGCCUGUUAUCAAUGAAGAGUGACAACUCAAUGUUUCUUCCACCUACUUUCAACCAGCACCCCCUAAAUGACAAAAGUGGGAUAACAAUAGACCUGUGUGAAAGAGGGCCAAAGGAUCAAGUAUCCAUCCCCUGUGGACACAGUUACUGCAAGCAGUGUAUAAGCGUCUUGGUCUCACCUAAACCUCUCCAACAUCAACACGCAGAGUCAAGUCACUACUAUGCUGGACCUGGAGAUGUGGCCUGUGAUCUCUGCACUGAGAAAAAGCUCAAAGCUGUGAAGUCCUGUCUGAUCUGCACUGCCUCCUAUUGUGAGAGCCACGUAAGGCAGCAUUACACAGUAGCAGCACUGCAAAAACACACCCUGGUGGAGGUGACAGGAAACCUGGAGCAGAAACUCUGCCAGCUGCACCAUAAAGCUCUGGAAGUCUUCUGUAAGACCGACCAGAUACUCAUCUGUAAUAUGUGUGCCGUGGAGGACCAUAGAGGCCACAGAAAGCGCUACAUAGAGAUCCCCAUGUUGUUGGACACUUCAUCUCUACUAGGUCAGUCACUGAAAAACAUGAGUGAUUUGAAUCUCUUCAAAAAUCAUCUGAUCCAUUGUUACCCAGAGUGCUUUGAGACCCAGCUGGACAAUGAAGAUGUUCAAGAUUUGGUUGAGAAGAUGCUGGAGAGUUUUGGAACCGAGGGUGCCUUGAAGAUCACACUGAACUUUCUAGACAUACGAAAUAAAACUCUUUGGAAAGCCAGAGAAAUUAAAACUAAACUGGGGCAGAAGUUUCAACAAAUAUUUGAAGGAAUUGGACACAAUGGAAAGCAAACUCUCUUAAAUGACAUAUACACGGAGCUCUACAUCACAGAAGGUGGAAGUGGAGAGGUCAAUAAUGAACAUGAGGUGAGACAUAUCGAGACGGUUUCUAAGAAACAAACCACACAAAAGACCGCAAUCAAAUGCAACAACAUCUUCAAAAGGUUACCUGGACAAAGAAAACCUAUCAGGACUGUGCUGACCAAAGGAAUCGCUGGCAUUGGAAAAACAGUUUCUGUGCAGAAGUUCAUCCUUGACUGGGCAGAGGGAAAAGCAAAUCAAGAUAUUCAUUUCAUAUUUCCUCUUCCUUUCCGUGACCUUAACCUGAAAAAGGGUCAAUAUAGUCUGAUGCAACUUCUGCAAUACUACUGCCCAGAUCUUAAAGAUAUUGACAGCAUUCAGUGUGGUGAAAUCAAAACUCUUUUCAUUUUUGACGGUCUGGAUGAGUGUCGACAUCCUCUAAAUUUCCAGAACAAUGAGGACUUGUAUGACAUCACAGAGCCAACCUCAGUGGAUGUGCUGCUGACAAACCUCAUCAAAGGGAAUCUGCUUCCCUCUUCUCAUCUCUGGAUAACCACACGACCAGCAGCAGCCAAUCAGAUACCCUUUGAGUGUGUUGACCAGGUGACAGAAGUAAAAGGUUUCAGUGACCCACAGAAGGAGGAGUACUUCAGGAAGAUAAUUGGUGAUGAGGACCUGGCCAGCAGAAUCAUCACACAGAUGAAGACAUCAAAAAGCCUCUACAUCAUGUGCCACAUGCCAGUCUUCUGUUGGAUAUCAGCCACUGUCCUUGAAACAAUGCUAAAAGAAACAAAGAAUGUCAAAGUCCCCAAAUCUCUGACACAGAUGAACACUCACUUCCUGCUCAUCCAAACCAGUGUGAAAAACAAAAAGUACAACAAAGCCACAGAGAAAAACCCUAAGAAACUGUCUCAGUUAGACAAAGUCAUGAUCCUUAAACUUGGAAAACUGGCUUUCCAACAGUUGCAGAAGGGUAACCUUAUCUUCUAUGAGGAAGACCUGACAGAGUGUGGCAUCGAUGUCACAGAGGCAUCAGAGUACUCAGCCUUGUGUACAGAAAUGUUUAAAGAUGAAUGUGGGCUAUACCAAGACAAGGUCUUCAGCUUUGUGCAUCUGAGCAUUCAAGAGUUUCUGGCAGCACUAUAUGCUUUAGAGUCAUGGCUGGGGAAGUCUGAAAAUGUGUUUGAUGAAUCAUUCAAGUGUGACAAGUUGUCUGACUUACACAUGAGUGCGGUGGACAAAGCCUUGCAGAGUAAAAAUGGACACCUGGACCUGUUCCUUCGAUUUCUUCUGGGCCUCUCACUGGAGUCCAGUCAGAAUCUCUUAAAGGGCCUUCUGACAAGGAGAGGAGGUCAAACACCGAGCAUUGAGGAAACAUUCAAGUACCUUUCGGACAAGAUUAAGAUGGAAUCCUCACCAGAAAGGAUCAUCAACUUGUUCCACUGUCUGAAUGAACUUGGGGAUAACUCUGUAGUUGAAGAGAUCCAGACCUCCCUGCGAUCAGGAACUCUUUCAGAAACAAAGCUCCAACCUCACCAAUGUUCAGCCCUGGCCUUUGUGUUACUGAUGUCAGAGGGGGUGCUGGAUGAGUUUCACCUGAAGACGUAUAACACAUCAGUGGAAGGUCGUCUGAGGUUGCUGCCAGUAGUGAAAACCUGCAAGAAAGCAUCCCUAAGUCAGUGUGGUCUGACAGAGGGUUGCUGUUCAGAUCUGGCCUCAGUCCUGUGUUCAACCAACUCACAACUGAAACAACUGGAGCUGAGAGACAACGACCUGCAGGACUCAGGAGUUACACUGCUUUCUGAUGGCCUGGCAGAUCCAAACUGUAAACUACAGAAACUAGGUCUAGGUCAAUGUGGUCUGACAGAGGGUUGCUGUUCAGAUCUGGCCUCAGUCCUGAGGGCACCCAACUCGCAACUGAAACAACUGGAGCUGAGAGACAACGACCUGCAGGACUCAGGAGUUACACUGCUUUCUGAUGGCCUGGCGGAUCCAAACUGUGAACUGCAGACACUAGGACUGUCUGGCUGUGAAGUCACAGAGGAGGGCUGUGCUGCUCUGGCUUCGGCUCUGAGGUCAAACCCCUCCCACCUGAGAGAGCUGGACCUGAGCUACAAUCACCCAGGAGACUCUGCAGGGGGACUGCUUUCAGCUGGUCAAGGGGAUCCCACAUGCAAACUGAUGAAGCUGAGUGUGGAUCACGGUGCAGAGUGCAGGCUGGUAUCCGGGCUGAGAAAAUAUGCCUGUCAGCUCACCAUGGACCCAAAUACAGCAAACACACACCUGUUACUCUCUGAGGAGAACAGGAAGGUGACACGGGUGGACAAGGAGCAGCAUUAUGAAGACCAUCCAGACAGAUUUAAAUGGCAUCCCCAAGUUCUCUGCGGAGAAGGCUUAUCUGGAUCUCGAUAUUACUGGGAGGUGAUGUGGGAUAGUGGAGAGCCUGACAUUGGAGUGACUUACAAAGGAAUGAGUCGGAUGGGAUGGGGGUCUGACAGUUGGAUUGGACAAAAUACCAAGUCCUGGAGUUUGAACUGCGCUGGUAAAGGUUACUAUUACUUUUACAAUGCAGGAGAGAAUAUCACAUUCAUCCGCGGUCCUGUUUUGCACAGAGUUGGUGUGUAUCUUGACUGGCCAGCUGGUACGUUGUCCUUCUAUAGUGUGUCCUUUGGUAAACAGAAACAUCUUCACACAUUCUACACCACAUUCACUGAGCCCCUCUAUCCUGGGUUUUGGAUUUAUCCAGACUCUUCCUUGUCUACAUGUAACCGAUGUGAAAUGGCUAGUUAGUUAGCGGUGGUGCGCGCUAAUAGCAUUUCAAUCAGUGACGUCACUCGCUCUGAGACUUGAAGUAGGGUUUCCCCUUGCGUUGCAAGGGCCGCGGCUUUUGUGGCGCGUUGGGUAACGAUGCUUCGUGGGUGUCAGUUGUUGAUGUGUGCAAGGGUCCCUGGUUCGAGCCCAGGUUGGGGCGAAGAGAGGGACGGAACCUACACUGUUACAUACAUAAGUAGGGGUGCUGCAGCUAUCCCUGAUAAAUAUAAAUCAUUUUCAAAAAAGUUAUAGUAUAUAAGUAAAAAUAUUACCCAAAUUAUAUUUAUCCUGUCUGAACAGACCAAUAAAACUCAUUAAAAAUACUAAACCAGAGAGAAAAAAAUCAGAGGAUUAAAAGCAUCUAGAAAGUUAGCUGUGGAUUUUAUCAUAAGCACUUCCAGUCAGGAAGGCUGCAAUUUAUGCAGCACACCCAGCAAAUAUAGAACAGCUUGUUAUGGGGUGGCAGGUAGCCUAGUGGUUAGAGCAUUGGGCCAGUAACCGAAAGGUUGCUAAAUCGAAUCCCUGAGCUGACAAGGUAAAAAUCUGUUGUUCUGCCCCUGAACAAGGCAGUUAACCCACUGUUCCUAGGACGUCAUUGUAAGUAAGAAUUUGUUCUUAACUGACUUGCCUAGUUAAAUAAAGGUUAAAUUUAAAAAAUGACGUUGUCAAUGGGACUGCCAUCAAUGGAUUAUAAUUCUAUGGUUGGUUGCGGCUGUCAAUUUGCCUUAAACAAUUUUUUUUAAAUAUAAUAGCGACAAAAAAACAUACCAUUUGGAAAUCAAAUGCCUACUGCUGAAAAUAGAAGACUACUCUGUCUGUAGAAGAUACAAAACAGCUUUUGAGCUAUUUCUGAACGAACAGCACUGUUUUUCAAAGUAGCUUAUCUUGAGACAAGCUAUUGCAGUGUUUCCCAAACUUGGGGGUCGCCUGAUUAUAAAAUUGCACUUCGUUCAUAGAACCGGGGUUACCUGAGUAACCUCCUGUAGUCACAAAAUAUGGUUUUUAUUUUUUUAUUCCUAGAAAUGUGGAUCUAACUUAACAGUUUAAGCUACAAAACAUUAUGACCCUAUCACUGAAAGCUAAUACUCUCAGGAACACAUACAUACAGUGAGGGGAAAAAGUAUUUGAUCCCCUGCUGAUUUUGUACAUUUGCCCACUGACAAAGAAAUGAUCAGUCUAUAAUUUUAAUGGUAGGUUUAUUUGAACAGUGAGAGACAGAAUAACAACCAAAAAAUCCAGAAAAACGCAUGUCAAAAAUUUUAUAAAUUGAUUUGCAUUUUAAUGAGGGAAAUAAGUAUUUGACUCCCUCUCAAUCAGAAAGAUUUCUGGCUCCCAGGUGUCUUUUAUACAGGUAACGAGCUGAGAUUAGGAGCACACUCUUAAAGGGAGUGCUCCUAAUCUCAGUUUGUUACCUGUAUAAAAGACACAAUGUGUACAAAACAUAAAGGAACACCUGCUCUUUCCAUGAAAUAGACUGACCAGAUGAAUCCAGGAGGAAGCUAUGAUCCCUUAUUAAUGUCACUUGUUAAAUCCACCUCAACCAGUGUAGAUGAAGUGGACAAGACCGGAUAUAGAAGGAUUUCUAAGCCUUCAGACAAUUGAGACAUGGAUUGUGUAAGUGUGUCAUGCAGAAGGUGAAAGCUGGUGCAACUAUAUUAGGAAGGUGUUCCUAAUGUUUUGUGCACUCAAUGUAUAUAUUCCUCUUAAUAUUGUACAAUCUGUAUGUUUGUUCAUUGGCCUGGGCUAUUGGUUUGCAUUCAAGUCCAGGUUGUUUUUAUUGCUCUGUUUCACUGUCAGAGUAGCCACUCAUUUCGGUCGUUUUUCUGGUAUUAGAAGACAUUAACAAAACGAAAAAAUUAUCAUGUAAAUUACAUAGAAUUGCAUUUCUUUUUUUCUCCAGAACCUGAUUUUUUGGGUGGAAAUCCUAAAAAACCCUCUGCUCAACUGUAUGCCACUAUGCAAAUGUGAUUAUAGAUGCAUUUUAUAAUGCGAUUAUAGGGAAUUUCAACUCAAAACAUUCUUCCCAAGGCUAUGCUUGUCUACCCAGACACAUUCAUGUUUGCAAGAAAAAGUUUCUGAUUGUAAAUAAAAGCCGAUUUUGUACGAUA